Molecule: messenger RNA, 1932 nt
Organism: Octopus sinensis (East Asian common octopus)
Lineage: Eukaryota; Metazoa; Mollusca; Cephalopoda; Octopoda; Octopodidae
Product: zinc finger protein 271-like
Exons: 2
Coding region: 461-1729 (422 amino acids)
Biological process (GO): negative regulation of transcription by RNA polymerase II
Molecular function (GO): DNA-binding transcription repressor activity, RNA polymerase II-specific
Source: RefSeq, a predicted model, not a curated record
CUUUCUCACUUCCGCCCGCCAUUAUUCCAUUUCCAUCCGCGACCGUCCAAGACAUUUCAUCCCAAACAUUGAACAUCUUCGUUCGACACAACAACCACCAAUAUAUAAAUAUAUGCGACAUUAAUAGGUUUUCAGAAAGAUGCCGGCAGGAGGGUUUCUAAUGAUAUUGAGAUUUUGAAGACCAAAGAAUGACAUUACCAAGGACACACUGUGAAGUAGUAUUUCUUGUAAAGUGCCAUUAAUUUCCCAUUCCUAUAAUACACGGCAUCAAAAUUGACUGAGACUUUCCUCUCAUAUAACGUCUUUCAUCAGUUCUGAUUUGUAAGUUCCAGACAAAUGUAUAAGAUACCAACUUCAUUUGAAGAAAACAGUCUUUAUUGGAAAUAUCCAAAGAAAUAUUUUUUUACUGAAAAUUAUGGGAGAAAAGUCGCUUUCUAUUUAAUGAGAAACACUUGAAAUUAUGGAGAAGAAACUAAAUGAAAGACUGGAUGAUAACAGAAGAGAGACUGGCAAGAAUGAGGUUCCUCUUCAUCAGACAGAGAAAGUGUACAAGUGUGACACAUGUGGGAAGUCUUUUAAAACCAGAAGAUGUUUUAUACAACAUAAAUUGCUCCAUGUGCAAUCUAAACAUGUGUGUGAUGUAUGUGGGAAAAAGUUCUCUACAAAUCAAUGUCUAUCUAAACACAAACGUAUUCACACAGGAGAGAAGCCGUAUAAUUGUGAUAUUUGUGGGAAAAAAUUCUCUGAAAAUUGUAUUUUGUUGAAACAUAAGCGUAUUCACACAGGGGAGAAGCCAUUUCAUUGUGAUAUUUGUGGGAAAACGUUUUCUGAAAAUAGCAACGUAUUGAUUCAUAAACGAAUGCAUACAGGUGAGAAACCAUAUCAGUGUAUUGUUUGUAAGAAAGCAUUUUCAGUGAAAAGUAAUUUAUCAAAACAUAAACGUACUCAUACAGGUGAAAAACCCUAUCGCUGUGAUGUCUGUGAUAAAGCUUUCUCUGCUAACGAUACUUUAUUCAACCACAAACGUAUUCACACGGGAGAAAGACCCUAUCAUUGUGAUGUCUGUGGGAAAACAUUUUCUGAAAGCAGAUCUUUGUCUACUCACAAACGUAUUCACACAGGAGAGAAACCAUACCACUGUGAUAUUUGUGGUAAAGCAUUCUCUAACAGUAGUUCUCUGUCGACUCACAAACGUAUUCACACGGGAGAGAAACCUUACCAUUGUGACGUGUGUGGCAAAACAUUCUCUAAAAGCAGCAACAUAUCCAUUCAUAUUCGAAUUCACACAGGAGAGAAACCAUAUCGUUGUGACAUUUGUCGCAAGACAUUCUCUGAAAAUAGUACUUUAUCUAAGCAUCGACGUAUCCAUACAGGAGAAAGGCCAUACCAUUGUGACAUCUGUGACAGCACAUUCAAUAAUAAUAGUUCGUUAUCAACACAUCGGAGAUUUCACACAGGAGAAAAACCAUAUCAUUGUGAUAUCUGUGGCAAGACAUUCUCUGUAAGCAGUUCUUUAGCGAAACACAAACGUACACACACUGGGGAAAAACCUUACCAUUGUGAUAUUUGUGGUAAGACUUUCUCUGAAAGCAGUUCUUUAUCCAAACACAAACGUACACACACGGGAGAAAAGCCAUACCUUUGUGAUAUUUGUGGGAAAUCUUUCUCUGACAGCAGCUCUUUUUCCAGACAUAAACGCAAUCAUUCAGGAAAAAGCUUACCAUUGUGAUUUGUGCAAAACUGCAUUCACUGCUUGUAAUUCAUCAUCUACACCAGUGAUUCUCAAUCGGGGUCUAUGUGACCCCUUAAGGUCCAUGUGACCCCUGGGGUUCAUAUAAGACUUUUGGCAGUCCACACAAGCUAAGUAGUAAAUUGGGUCCACAAGUAGUAUUUUAUGAACCCAUGAAAAAUUUUGCUUCAGAUUUAUUGGAA